AUGAUAAAUGACAAGUAAUUAAAGCAUAUAAUAAAUAGGUUAUUUAAGUUAAUUUUUAUUGAAACUAAGAGAUUCAAACAAUUUAUAAUCAGCAAUCGAAUUAUUAAGAGCUUUUAGUGCUAUUCCAAUCUGUAUUUGAUAGCUGAAAUUUAUUACAAUGAAUUCUCCAGACUUAUCAUAAAUUACAUACUUUCAAUUGUAAUUAUUAUAACUAUUAUAAGAGAAAAUACAAGAGUCAUCUAAAGUAGAAAUUAAAAUUAAAUUAAAUUAUAAGCCAACAGAAACUGAAAUGAGAGAAUCUGGUCAUUAAUAAAAGUAAGUAGACUAAAUAAAUACUUUAGAUGA
This is a messenger RNA of Paramecium primaurelia, 345 nucleotides long. NCBI's taxonomy places the organism in Eukaryota, Ciliophora, Oligohymenophorea, Peniculida, Parameciidae. The record is from the annotation of a GenBank genome assembly.